CACACUUCACACACACGCGCGCUCCGUGUCAGCGGGUGAUGAGGAGAAGAGUCCGCGGCUGGAGUCAUUUCCUGUACGGUCAAGUUGAAGUGGAGCCGCGUGGGACGCGUCUUCUCCAAAGUGCCGCACGGAGCAGCGGAAAGACGCAAACGGAUCCGUUCAUUAGUUUUGCUUUUCUUUUUUGUGUUUUUGGAGGAAAUAUCUGAUGUUUUGUGGACUUUCGCCUCCUCUGGUGCUCGGAUGGAAUGUUUGUCUGUGACCGGAUUACCGCGCCUCUAAGCUCCGGUUCUCCCAGAGAGGCGGUGAUUCCAGCGGGGAGCUAUCCCUCAGCGGCCGCCCCCUGCGCCUCCUCUCCGGCCUCCUCCGAGCUCCAGCAGUCGUUCAUAUGAGCGCAGCGUACAGUCCGUCCUUCAUGGUGAUGCAGCGGCCACUCGGAAGCACCACCGCCUUCAGCAUCGACUCCCUGAUCGGGGGGCCCCCGCAGCCCAGCCCGGGACACUUCGUCUACACCGGGUACCCGAUGUUCAUGCCGUACCGGUCGGUGGUGCUCCAGCCACCCCCUCCGCCGCCCCCGGCCCUGCAGCAGGCGCUCCCCGCCGGUCACCACGCGCACCCACAGAUCCCAAGCCUGCAGAGCGGCUUCUGCUCCAGCCUGGCGCAGGGCCUGACGCAGGGCAUGGCGCUCACAUCCACGCUCAUGGCGUCGCUUCCCGGCGGCUUCUCUCCGUCCCAACAGCACCAGGAGGCGGCCAGGAAGUUCGGCUCUCAGGCGCUGCACGCGGUCUUCGACAAAACUCAGGAGCUGCGGCUGGAAGCGGAGGACGGCAAGAGUUUCCUGCCGGGGAAAGCGUCCACACUGUCGGCUUUCCAUGACACGGACACAUCGGUGCAAACAUCCACAGUCAGAGCUCACAGUAAAGAUGAGAAAGAGGAAGACUGCGGCCGGAAGGACGAGAGCUUCUCCAUGGACAGCGACCUGGACUACAGCUCCGACGACAACCUCACCUCCAUGUGUCACAAGGAGGACGGAGACGGCGGAGGAGGGAUGGACGAAGGCCCGCACCUGCACGGCUCCGCAGGCGGUGGCGGGUCUGGCGCGGGCGGCGGCGCGGGGAGCGGCGGCGGCGGGAAGAACCGGCGGCGGCGGACGGCGUUCACCAGCGAGCAGCUGCUGGAGCUGGAGAAGGAGUUCCACUGCAAGAAGUACCUGUCCUUAACCGAGCGCUCCCAGAUCGCGCAUGCGCUCAAGCUGAGCGAGGUGCAGGUGAAGAUCUGGUUCCAGAACCGCCGCGCCAAGUGGAAACGGGUCAAAGCCGGAAACGUCAACAAUAAGUCCGGGGAGCCGUCCCGGAACCCCAAAAUAGUGGUUCCGAUCCCGGUGCACGUGAGCCGCUUCGCGAUCAGGAGUCAGCACCAGCAAAUGGAGCAGGCCAGACCGUAGAAGAAGAAGAAGAAGAAGAAGAGGCCCGCGCGGAUGCUGAAAGACUCAGUUUACUGAGCGGAUGAUUUGAGACAGAAAACAUUCAAAUAUGUGACAAAAACGUCGGAAAUAUUCAAACCUGACAGUUAAAAACAAAACUGAACGAUAAAUGUGUCUAAAGAAGAAAAAACACGUUUUAUUUGUUUUAAAUGAAGAACCAGAAAAUAAUUUCCAAUCAUUCAUUUUUAUUUCUGAUUCUGGUCAUUUUGUUCCGCUGCGGCUGAAACUUGUUUUCUGAGAUUAAUUCAGAUUUCAGGAUAAUUUUUAAUGAAGCAGUUCCAGCCUCAACAUGUCUGCAGGAGAAGCCGCAAUUUUUACAUCAAACUUCUGCAGUGACGCUAAAAAAACUGCGUAAAAACGCGGAGCGGUGAAGAGGAAGAGGAGGAAGAGGAUGAAGAGAUGUUCUUCUCUGCGUGUAAAUACAUGACGGGACCAAACUGACUCAGAGCUUCGUGUGUGUUUCUGUUGUUUUGGACUAAAUGACGCUGCUAAUUUAUUUAUAGAAAAUGUGCAAAGUUACUGACAUUCCGUGAGAU
Molecule: messenger RNA, 2016 nt
Organism: Melanotaenia boesemani (Boeseman's rainbowfish)
Lineage: Eukaryota; Metazoa; Chordata; Actinopteri; Atheriniformes; Melanotaeniidae
Gene: gbx2
Product: gastrulation brain homeobox 2
Exons: 2
Coding region: 386-1441 (351 amino acids)
Biological process (GO): regulation of nervous system development; regulation of transcription by RNA polymerase II
Cellular component (GO): nucleus
Molecular function (GO): DNA-binding transcription factor activity, RNA polymerase II-specific; RNA polymerase II transcription regulatory region sequence-specific DNA binding
Source: RefSeq, a predicted model, not a curated record